AUGUCCUCUCCAGCUGAAUUAUUAGCCGCAAAGCACGCACAAGCGGUUGAAGAUGAAACACCCUCAUCUGCACCAUCUGCCACCUCUUUAGCUGAUUCUCCUGCUUUGAUUGAUUCAUACGCAACUGCAUCAACGGAGGAGUCUUCUCCUUCCACAACCGCUGAUGAAAUUGCUGAAGUUGCGCCAAAGAAGCCAAUUAGAAUGGACGAUGACGCUCAGUUUCCAUCCUUAGGAAGUUCAGUUGCAUCACCAAUCGCGUGGGGCCCAGCAGUAAGCCAAUCGACAUCAUCUUCUUGGGGGAAACCAGUAAAGUCAUUCAAACCUGCAGUUAAAUCCACUUCCACUCAACAUACUUUCAUUAUUGAUGAUGAGCAACAACAAAAUUUAGCUAAUGGUGAAAUUUUUAAAAUUUUUGCAAAGAUCAACUCCACUUUAAAUGUUAAAGUUGAGUCCACUCACUCAAGUGCAACCAAAAAGAGAUUUUUUCUUUUAAAUGGGCCAAUUGAUAAUGUGGCAACGGCAAAAAGGGAACUUAUUAGACAAUUGACCAAACCUACUAAGAUUACCUUUGAAAUUCCUUCCAAGUUGAGAUCUACUGUAAUUGGUUCCGGCGGAAGAACAUUAAAACCAAUUAUUGAAUCCACCUCUGUUAAGAUUGAUAUUGCAAAGGAUAUCAAGGAAGACGACGAAGAAAAGACCCUGCUAACAGAAGAUGAAGAAUUGUUCGGUAAGUCUAUCACUGUCACAAUCGAGGGUGAUAUCCAAGGCUGUUCCGAUGCUAAGGAGCAAAUACUUGCAAUUGUGAAUGAAAACACCAAAAAUCUGAACGUGAAGAUUCCUGUUUCUGAAAAAUUAAAGCCAUUUGUUGCUGCUGAAGUGUCCAAGUUAUCAUUUGCAGGUGAUGUUGAAGCCAUUGCGCCGGAAGCAACAUCCCGUAUUAGUUUUAUUAUGGUUUCUGGUUCUAGAGACGCUGUAAUUGAUGCAAGAAACCAAAUCAAAUCUUUAUUAGUCGAUCUUGACAACCAAAUUAUUGUCAAUGAAGAAGAUGUCCCAAAGAAUCUUCAUCAAUUGAUCGGCACCGACAAGGUAUUGUCUGAAACCAAUGUUGUUAUUGAGAUACCAUCCAAGGAUGACGCUUCAACAAAAGUUAGGUUUAUUGGCGUUAAAUCCAAUAUUCCAAAGGCCAUUGCACUCGCCAAGUCUACGACAUCUGAUUAUUUUGUUGACACUUUAGAUCUUUCAAAGUCUCAUGGUGGAAAUCUCCAGCAUGCAAAAAAUCUGACUGCUUAUUUCACCUACACAAAGUAUUUUGAUGCUCUAAGUUCUGAGCAUGAAGUUUCUGUUUCGGGCCCUAGCUACAAAAACUUAGCUGAUUCUAAUUCCAAGAGCGUAGUUGUUUCUUUUAUUUCGAGUAAAGACAAGAAGGAAAAUGUUAAGAAGGCAAGAAAAGAUUUAAUUGAUAUGGUUAAUAAGAUCACUCCUACUUUUGUUAGGACUCUUUCCGACAUUGACUCAUUCAUUUUCUCUAAAAUUGAUAACCAGGUUGCCAUUGAAAAUAAUGUUUCCAUUGUUCCGUUAGGGUCUUUGGCGGGAGUAACUAACAUACUGAUUUUGGUUGUUCAAAUUAAUGAUGACGAAUUCUUGCCUUCCAUUGAACAAAUCAACCAAAGACUCGACAAUGUUGACAAAUCCUUAGACAAAUUAAGAGCUCUUAACAAGGAGUUAAUCUCUGAAGUUAUUGAAAUUUCAGCAGAAGAUCAAAAACAUUUAGAAGGAAACACACUGAAGAACCUGUUGAACAAAUUUGACUCUAACUCCAUUGAGAUCAAGUUACAUCAAAAUGCAGAAGGCCCAUCUGAAAAUGAAAUUUACUUGAGAGGGUUCAAAUCUGAGAUCAAAAAAGCGGCUGCUGAUAUCAACCAGCUUGUUGAAGAUAUUAAGAACUACGAAGAAGCAUCCAAGUACAAUACUACAAUUGAAUUCCCAACCAAAUACUUAGCCAGAUUAAUUGGUCAAAAGGGUUCCCACUUGAGUGAAUUACAAGAUGAUUUUGAUGUUAGAAUUGAUGUGGUCAGCCAAGAUAAUGAUAAGCUUGAAAAUGCAGAAAUCAAGAUAACUGGAUUGGUUUCCAAUGUGGAAGAAUGUAUUAAGAAAAUUUCAGCACUCAAGAAGAAAUGGGCUGAUGAAACAACUAAGAGUGUUCAAGUCGAGCAAAAGUACUUCAAGCAAUUAAUUGGUUCAAAUGGUGUUUAUGCAAAGAGACUACAAGAUAAAUACAACGUUAAAAUCCAGUUUUCAGAUUCUAAGGAAAAGGUUGGAACUGUUUUGAUUAGAGGACCAUCUAGAGGUGUUGCUAAAGUUGAGGAGGAAAUUAAACAGUUACUUGAUUAUGAAAAAGAACAUGGUUAUUCUGAAACCUUCAAUAUUCCAGCAGAAGCUUUAGCUAGGGUUAUUGGUAAAAAUGGUGAUAACAUAAACGAUUUAUCGAUUGAUUGUGAAGUUAAGAUUCAAUUCCAAACCUCUCAAGCGGAAGCCAAGGAAACGGGAUUUGCACAGUUGGAAAUCAAGGGUUCCAAAUCUGGAAUUAAAGAUGCCAAGGCUAAGAUUGACGAAAUUGUCGAACGUGUCGUCAACUUUGCCACCGAAACCAUCGAAGUCGAUCCAAAAUGGUACAGACACUUGAUUGGUCCUAAUGGUAUGACCAUGCGGGAAACCAUCAUCAAGGCAGGAGGUUCUGCGGAUGACCGUGAUUUUAGACGUUUUAUUCAGUUCCCUAAUAGAGACAGUGACUCCAAGCUCGUUGUCUGUGAGGGUGACAAGGCAGUUGUGGCUAAAAUUGUGAAGUCUAUUCAAGAUACUGUUGCAGACCUUGAGUCUGUUACAGAGGAAACUAUCGAGGUCCCAAAAUCCAAGCAUAGAUUCAUUAUCGGUCCAGGUGGUUCCAUAAGAAGGGAAAUCGAAGCCAAAAAUAAAGUCAGACUUUUUGUUCCUAAACAAGGCUCAGAGAGUGAUGAAAUCAGGAUUAAGGGUAAACCAGAAGGUAUCAAGGAUGCUAUUGCAAAAAUUCAAGAACUAACUGCAGAGAAAAAAUAA
Pichia kudriavzevii is the source of this 3093-nucleotide messenger RNA. RefSeq lists its product as uncharacterized. Gene Ontology annotation, cellular component: nucleus; cytoplasm. Lineage: Eukaryota; Fungi; Ascomycota; Pichiomycetes; Pichiales; Pichiaceae. Gene Ontology annotation, biological process: nuclear division. The transcript has a single exon. The record is from RefSeq and is a predicted model, not a curated record. Bases 1 to 3093 code for a protein of 1030 amino acids. Gene Ontology annotation, molecular function: mRNA binding.